GAGGAGGAAGAGGCCGCGGCCGCCCCGGGCCCGACGCGAUGGAGGCGCUGCCGGUGCCGCUGCCCGCGGCCUCCCCCGCCGCUCUGCUGCCCGCCGCCGCCGCCGCGGGCCCCGUCGCCGGGACGGCCAAGGAGGCGACGUCGCCGGCGCCGAGGCAGGCGAAGAAGAUCCUGGACGAGGACGCCUACAUUGAGAGCUUGGAGAAGAUCAUUCAGCGGGAUUUCUUCCCCGACGUGGAGAAGCUGCGGGCGCAGAAGGAGUAUCUGGAGGCUGAGGAAAACGGCGACUUGGAGAAGAUGAGGCAAAUUGCCAUCAAAUUUGGCUCCUCCUUGAGCAAAUCGUCGAGGGACACACCUGCACCCUAUGUUACCCCAGCCACGUUUGAAACCCCAGAAGUGCAUCCAGGCGGCCUUCCACUGGGAAGUAAAUCCAAAGGUGGCAUCAAAUCUUCAGAAGAAGGAGAAGCAGAAAAAGAUGAUAAAGAUGCCCUUCCCAGCCUGGACACCUUCCUGGCCAAGCACACGAGUGAAGAUAAUGCUUCGUUUGAGCAGAUCAUGGAGGUGGCCAAGGAGAAGGAGAAGGUCAAGCACGCCUGGCUGUACAGUGCAGAGGAGGAGUACACACGGCGACAAAAUGAAAACCUGGCACUUCCUUCAGCAGAGCAGCAAGCUCUGGAGAAUGUGAAGGCUGGACUGGAUACCUGGGAAUACACAGCUCGGAACACCCUCAUGUAUUAUCCAACAGGUGUACCUGAUGAGAGUGAUGUCUUUAAGAAGCCCAGGGAAGUUGUCCAUCGAAACACCCGCUUUGUGAAGGACCCUUUUAGUCAAGCUGUGAGCAAAUCACAGCUCCAGCAAGCUGCAGCCCUCAAUGCUCAGUACAAACAGGGCAAAGUGGGACCAGAUGGGAAAGAACUGAUACCCCAGGAGUCUCCAAAAGUGAACGGAUAUGGGUUUGUGGCUACCCCCUCUCCUGCCCCUGGUGUGAAUGAGUCUCCUUUUAUGACAUGGGGUGAGAUUGAGAGCACCCCUUUGCGUCUGGAAGGGUCAGAAACACCCUAUGUGGACAGAACCCCUGGACCAGCCUUCAAGAUCCUGGAGCCUGGGCGCCGUGAGAGGUUGGGACUCAAGAUGGCCAAUGAAGUGGCAGCUAAAAAUCGAGCAAAGAAGCAGGAGGCACUUCGAAAAGUGACAGAAAACUUGGCCAGCCUCACUCCAAAAGGACUAAGCCCAGCAAUGUCACCAGCUUUGCAGAGACUGGUAAACAGGACUGCAAGUAAAUACACCGACAAAGCCCUGCGAGCCAGCUACACCCCCUCCCCAGCCCACACAGGAACUCCUGGUUACAAGACCCCGGCCAGUGGGCCCCAAACACCCCAGAGCACCCCACAGUCUAGGACAGUGUCUCACACACCAGUAUCUCAGGAUACUACAUCAAUCACGGACAAUUUACUGCAGCUUCCUAAAAGAAGAAAAGCGUCUGAUUUCCUCUGAAUAUUCCAAUCACUUGGAAGGUGGUGGUGACCUGGCUGUGCUCGGGACUGCAGACUGGUUGUUGGAAACUGGGAAAAUGAAGAUAAUUUUCUCUGUUUAAGCUGGCCACACAUUUGAAUUCGUUUCUGUACAGAUACAUCUAUUUCUAAAAUGGGCUAAGCCUUCCUAAAAGGCUGAACUAGACUUUGUUCCAGCUUGUCAAACUUCUUUGAGUUUGUACUUUGCAGAAGAGAGGACACAACUGAGACAUAACACAGAAUUUUGGAGAGGUUCUCUUUAAUUUGAAUUUAAACUGAUAGAGUUCACAAGUUAGACCAACUUUGUGAUCUUAUUAAAACCAGCAGUCCUUAAGAGGAUCCCUGUUCCUCCUCCACUCCUUAUACUUGUGCAGAAUGGGAUUUGCCUUGCUGCUUUUGCUCAGGCUUUUCUUUCCAUGGGUUUUGGGCUCGCCCUCUUCUGCAGCUGGCAGAGGGGAAGGGACCAGAUUUGUUUUUAUAGCUGCUCUGUGUGUGACUCAAAAGACUUGACGAUGUUGAUGAUCACAACACAAGGGCUGGGGACAGUCCUGAGUCAUCUACCAGGAUGACAGUGCCAUUCUGGAGGACAGAAGUGGUACUUCUGAUAGCCACACAGGGGCUUUUUUUUGGUGUUUUCCUCCCAUUCUUUGAAACUUUUGGCUAAUUUUUAGAACAACCCAAAAAAAAAAAAAAAAAAAAAGGCAAAGCAAUUUUAACCAUUUGUAGCCUGCUCUCAGAGCUGUGGUUACUCCAGUGUGAGCUGACCUCUGUGUGUGGGAUGAGCCCUUGUGUGGUGUGAUCCAGCCUGGAGAAGCACCGUUUAGGAGGAAGCAGAAGUAGCCAGAUGUGUGCACUUCUUGCACCACACCUGAGUACAAGACAGCCUGUGUAACGCUUGGCAGUGUUGACAUUUGCUAUAAUCACGUGAUGUUUUACUGAAGGAACAUCCAUGGAAAGUUUUAUGCAGCUCUGAGGAUCUGCAGCCUGCUCUAAGGUCUGGGGUGUUGGAUGCUGUGUUUGUCUUGGUGGAGAACUUCCUCCUCUGUGGUUUCCCCUGCUACUUCCAAAACUUGUGUCCCUGACUCCGAAAAACCCUUCCAAGGGACUUGGGUUUUAUAGUGCACCUUUUAAAAAUAAAUUAAUCAACAUGGCAUUUCCAGGAA
Messenger RNA from Pseudopipra pipra, 2673 nucleotides. RefSeq names its product ess-2 splicing factor homolog (gene ESS2). The coding region runs from base 39 to 1493 and encodes 484 amino acids. The record is from RefSeq and is a predicted model, not a curated record. The transcript is spliced from 10 exons. NCBI's taxonomy places the organism in Eukaryota, Metazoa, Chordata, Aves, Passeriformes, Pipridae. Gene Ontology annotation, cellular component: catalytic step 2 spliceosome.